AGAGAGAAGGGAAGGGAAGAAGAGGGAGAUUUUGAAGAGAUUUGGCUAGUUGCAGUGGAUGACCGAAUACUGGAUUUUUGGGGGGUCCGUAGAAUAAAUAAAUAAGUUGCUAUAAUAAAGGUCUCCCAUAGUUUGUCAAGAGGAUAUAAUCUCACGGGAUAAAAGAGGAAGGAAGGAACAACGAAAGAUAAGGGGAAAGGACUAUUACAUAGAUUAAACAUUAUAUUGUGUCGGUUUUCUUUAGGCUAUUCUCCACUUGUCUCUUAGACCAAAUUGAUCAAAGACGGGAUAACUAUUCGCCGUACAUAACCAGUUCCUAGCCCGCGGGUUAUAGUGCGUUCCCAGACAUGGUUGCAGGUCCUCGCUGCACUCGAUAAGCACCCGUUCAUUGAUUUCACAGGCUCGAGUCCCUCGGCUCAGGUGUGUGUGUUUGUUGGUGUGUGUGUUUGUAUACGGUGGAGUGGAGACGGUGGAGACUGGACGGGAGGUGUAAGAGCCAGCGACCUGGGACAGUUCCCGGUUUUCCGAGAAAGACUUUGAGCGGUGAGAUGAAUAGAAGAUGGACUUCAACGCAAGGGGCAUCGCCUGUCUUCCUCCUCUCUAUACUCCUCUUCAUCAACGGUUUUCACAAGACGACGGCGGUCCCAGCAAACAAUCUGGUUGACGUUCUGAGGAUACUGGACCUAUCAGAGGAUAUGGAGGGUGUGUCCCUGGAGGCGGGGCUGUGCACAAGUAGAGUAGGAAGAGAAGAGACGGACAUCUCCCUGAAGAUCAACAAGAAGAUACAACUCAGUGUCCCUACGAAACAGCUGUUUCCAGAGGGCCUGUUCCCGGUGGAUUUCUCCGUUCUGGCCACGGUGCGAGCGCGGCGAGGUGCCCAGGUCUUCCUGCUGUCACUGUACGACACCCAGGGGACCCAACAGCUGGGCCUGGAGGUGGGGCGCUCCCCCGUCUUUCUGUACGAGGACCAGCACGGCCGGCCCCCUCCGGAACUGUACCCCACCUUCAGGAAGAUUAACCUGGCUGACGGCAAGUGGCAUAGGAUAGCGUACAGUGUGGAAGGCCAGUUCGUAACUUUGUAUUUAGACUGUAAGAAAGUGGAGAGCCUGGAGCUGCAGAGAGGUCAUGACCCUGAGGUCAGCACAGACGGGGUCACUGUGUUUGGGACUAGACUUCUGGACGAUGAGGUCUUCGAGGGAGACAUCCAACAGCUGUUGAUCAUACCCGACCCGAGAGCUGCAGAGACCUACUGUCAAGAUUACAUUCCCGACUGCCACGCCCUCUUGCCCUACGACAGCCUGACACGAGAAACCGAGGAGGAGGUGAAGCCUUUCAGGAGACCCAGGGUGGAAGAGUUUGAUGAGAUUGACUAUGAUCUCUCAAUGGUUACCAUAGCGCCUAACAUCACGGAGUAUGAGAUCAUCGAGUAUGAAGACUAUGACAAUGGGACAGAUGAGUACCAUGUCAGAGAGUACGAAUACGAGGAAGAAUUUGGCGAUCGCUACGGAUUGGCUGAGAGAGAGGGGGUGGACACAUGGAAUGGACAGGAAAGAACAGAGAAAGGAGAGAAAGGAGAACCUGCCUACCUCGGAGCAGGCACCUAUUUCACCGGACCAGUGGGUCUUCCAGGACCAGCGGGUGAACCAGGACCACAGGGGCCCACGGGACUGGUGGGACCUCGAGGAGACCUGGGAGAACUGGGUCCUUCAGGUCGGCCAGGUCUCAACGGGGCUGAUGGGAUACCAGGUCCUCCAGGAAACAUUCUGAUAGUGCCAUUUCAGGCUGGUGGUAAACAGCUAACAGGACCAGUGGUAUCGGCCCAGGAGGCUCAGGCUCAGGCCAUCCUACAGCAGACCAAGCUUUCUAUGAAGGGACCCCCUGGGUCAUUGGGUCUUAGAGGUCGUCCAGGACCACUGGGCAACCCGGGACCACCAGGGCUGAAGGGAGAGGCUGGCGAGCUGGGGCCGGCAGGACCCAGAGGGAUCUUAGGUCCACCAGGAAUGAAUGGGAAGCAAGGAAAGAAGGGACGAGCAGGGACGGAUGGGAACCGGGGUGCUCCAGGAGAGACAGGUGGAAAGGGGGACAGGGGCUUUGAUGGCCUCCCAGGUCUACCGGGCCACAAAGGCCACAGGGGGGAGACGGGAAAACCCGGGCCUCAUGGUACUGUCGGGAUUCCAGGAGAGAGGGGUUCAGAAGGACAACCAGGACCAAGAGGACAGCCAGGUGAUGCUGGUUCCAGGGGGUUGAAUGGGCCGAGGGGUCUUCCUGGUCCGCCAGGUCAGCCUGGCAUCCGUGGAGUGGAUGGAAUUCAAGGUUCUAAAGGGAACUUGGGGCCUUCCGGCGAAAUGGGAGCGUCUGGGCAGCAAGGAAACCCUGGUUUUGAGGGCUUCCCUGGAGCACAGGGCCUGGUCGGCUUACCAGGAGAAAAGGGCCCCCAAGGGAAAAAAGGCUUACAGGGACUACCUGGGAAUGAUGGUCCAGCAGGUCAUCCAGGACGGGAGGGGACACCAGGAGAAAAGGGACUUCCGGGCCCAAUAGGAGUCCAGGGACCUGUUGGAUAUCCAGGGUCAAGAGGAGUGAAGGGAGCGGAUGGAAUCAGAGGACUGAAAGGAAGCAAAGGUGAAAAGGGUGAGGACGGGUUCCCUGGCUCUAAAGGAGAGAUGGGGGUGAAGGGGGAUGUUGGGGAUAACGGAGUUCCGGGGUCCAGAGGGGAGGACGGACCAGAGGGACCUAAAGGUCAGGAUGGGCCCCUGGGGGAGGCUGGAGCUGUCGGCAUCGCUGGAGAAAAGGGUAAACUGGGAGUUCCAGGGUUGCCAGGGUAUCCAGGCAGACAAGGUCCUAAGGGUUCAGACGGUUUCCCGGGCUCCCUCGGAGCGCUUGGUGAGAAGGGGAAGAGGGGUCCGGGUGGAGAAGCAGGGGCUGCUGGACAGAGGGGUCCAAACGGUGCGCGUGGAGCCCGGGGUGCCAAGGGACCUACAGGAAAGACAGGGGGAAAGGGUUCAUCAGGACAUGACGGACCAUCUGGACCAACGGGAGACGUGGGACCUCAAGGCCCACAAGGACGGAACGGGGAGUCAGGCCCAAAAGGACCCAACGGUCUGGCAGGGAAGAAUGGACUACCGGGUCACCCAGGUCAGAGAGGGGAGCCGGGUUUCCAAGGAAAGACUGGACCUCCAGGACCAGGUGGUGUGGUGGGGCCUCAGGGUAAAUCAGGGGAGACCGGCUCCUUGGGUGACAGAGGCCACCCUGGUUCCCCAGGCGUACCCGGAGAGCAGGGUUUACCUGGAGCUGCUGGGAAGGAGGGAGCAAAGGGUGACCCAGGUGCAGCAGGGGCUCAUGGGAAAGCUGGACCUCCAGGACUCAGAGGCUUCAGAGGAAGCAGAGGGGCUCCUGGGACCACGGGCCCUGCUGGUCUGAAAGGAGGUGAAGGACCAGUUGGAAAAGCAGGAGCUUUAGGGGCCGCGGGUGAGAGGGGUCCUCCAGGGACAGCCGGUGCCAUUGGUCAGCCUGGGAGGGCGGGGUCUGUGGGUGGACCUGGACCAAUGGGAGAGAAGGGGGAACCGGGAGGUGUGGGUCCCAUCGGACCAGCUGGGCAGGACGGGGAACAGGGACCUCUGGGUCUACCUGGAGCAGCAGGACCCGCCGGCCCCCCAGGGGAAGAUGGAGAUAAGGGAGAGACUGGAGGACCAGGACAGAAGGGCAGUAAAGGAGACAAAGGAGAAUCAGGGCCCCGAGGACCAACUGGCAGCCCGGGGCCAAUGGGCCAGUCCGGACUCCCUGGAGUGGAUGGGGAGGCGGGCCCUCGGGGGCAGCAGGGGAUGUACGGGGCCAAAGGUGAUGAGGGGCUUAGAGGCUUCAAGGGUUCCAAAGGACCCAUCGGACUACAGGGGAUGCCGGGCCUGCCGGGGGAGAAAGGAGAGAGCGGGCACGUCGGCCUGAUGGGUCCCCCGGGUCAGUUUGGUCCCAGAGGGUCCCAAGGACCAAGUGGAGGACAGGGCGCCCUCGGCAUGCCAGGAGGGAUCGGACAACCCGGAGGAAAUGGGGAAAAGGGAGAGGAUGGAGAAUCAGGAGACCCGGGACCUGUUGGCCUACAGGGAGGGAGUGGUGAGAAAGGUGACCAGGGGGAGAAGGGGGACUCAGGUCUCUCUGGCGCUGCAGGACCCCCAGGGGCUAGAGGUCCCUCUGGAGAGGACGGGGCCAAGGGAAACUCUGGUCCUAUUGGUUUCCCCGGAGACUCAGGACAGCCAGGGGAGGCGGGUCCCAAUGGAGAGGAUGGUUCUCCGGGUUCUAAGGGAGAUGCUGGAGAUCCAGGGAAAUCAGGACCACCAGGAGCAUCAGGAGAACCGGGCCCCACGGGGCCUCCAGGACGCAGGGGUCACUUGGGGAAAGUAGGGAAGGAGGGCCGGCCGGGCAUCAAAGGAACCAAGGGCUCUCCAGGGUUGGAGGGGCCUCUGGGAAAGAAAGGGCCAGUGGGAGCUCAGGGGUAUUCUGGGAAAUCAGGUCCUAGUGGACUCAGAGGGAUUCCUGGCCCAGCGGGUGAACAAGGUUUAAAUGGACCACCAGGUGUGACCGGACCACCAGGACCCAUGGGGCCCCCAGGACUACCAGGGUUGAAGGGAGAUCCAGGCAGGAAGGGAGACAAGGGUCAUGGAGGUUUAAUUGGGCUGAUCGGCCCCCCAGGAGAGUUUGGAGAGAAAGGAGACAGAGGACUACCAGGAAACCAGGGGCUGCAGGGGCCCAAGGGAGACCAGGGUCUGGUUGGUCCAGCAGGCCCAAAUGGUCCCCCAGGCCCCCCAGGUCUAUCUGGUGGAGUCGGGCAGAAAGGUUCUAAGGGAAACGCAGGUCCCAUCGGUCCAAGAGGAGAUACUGGUCCUGUUGGUCCUCCAGGACCACCUGGUCUUCCCGCGGUGGGUCUUCAGUCCCCCCCAUUCCAGGAGAGAGGGAGGAGGCGGCGGCAGCACUCUUCAGUUGACGGGUCCACUCUGGAGGAGAAGGAGGAGGUGUAUGAGCCGAUCCCGGCAGGAGAAGAGGAGGAGAUGCAGGCAGACCAGGCCGGUGAGAAUGGAGAGAAGGAGGAAGAGAAGGGGAUGGAGGAGGUUUUUGCUUCUCUCUCCUCGAUGAGGAUGGAGGUAGAGGGUCUGAGGACACCUCAAGGAACCUUCCAGUACCCCGCCCGGACCUGCAAGGAACUGAAGCUGCUGUACCCCAACUCUCCCAACGGUGAAUAUUGGAUAGACCCUAACCAGGGUUGCCAUAGAGACUCGUUCAAGGUGUUCUGUAAUUUCACGGCAGAGGGAGAGACCUGUCUGUACCCUGACAAGAAGUUCCAGUCGGUGAAGCUGGGUUCAUGGAAAGGAGAGAAACCUGGCACUUGGUACAGCCAGUUUAGAAGAGGAAAGCAGCUUUCCUAUUCUGGUUCAGAUGGAAGCCCGGUCCACGUGGUCCAGUUGGUCUUUCUGAAGCUGUUGAGCGCCACGGCCAAACAGACGUUCACCUUCCAGUGUCAGAAUUCUGCCGGCUGGUUCGACACCGCCACCUUUAGCCACCGACACGCACUGCGCUUCCGAGGGAGCAACGGCGAGUUGCUGACGCACCAAGACACACACUACAUCACAGCACUGCGUGAUGGCUGCCAGUCUCGUUCCGGUCAGGAGAUGACGGUGUUGGAGUUUGACGCUCCCCAGUCUGACUCUCUUCCUCUCAUCGACGUCUCCGUCUCCGACUUCGGCAGCAACAACCAGAAGUUUGGCUUCCAGCUGGGCCCCGUCUGCUUCAACGGUUAACGGCAGCCGGCGACGGCUCUGACACACCCAGGAGCGGGUUUGAGACAGUUGACGACGGCUCUCACACACCCAGGAGCGGGUUUGACACAGCUGGUGACGGCUCUGACACACACUUGGAGCGGGUUUGACACAGCCGGUGACGGCUCUGACACACCCAGGAGCGGGUUUGACACAGCUGGUGACGGCUCUGACACACCCAGGAGCGGGUUUGACACAGCUGGUGACGGCUCUGACACACCCAGGAGCGGGUUUGACACAGCUGGUGACGGCUCUGACACACCCAGGAGCGGGUUUGACACAGCCGGUGACGGCUCUGACUCGACCAAGUUGAGAACUAGAGACUUUUCACAGGGAAAACCAGAAAACUGUGCUGAUGCCUCCACAGGAAUUAUAUAGCUGUUAUACCAACACUUAUCAAUACAUCCAUGCAUUCUCUCACUCAUCCAUACAUCAACCAUACAUUUACUUACAUUCAUUCAUUAACCCAUACAUAAAUGAUGUAUUCACUCACUGAAAGACUCACUCACUUCACGUGUUCACCCACGCAUCCUGAAGCCAAAGAAGCACGUCCACAUCUGGGAAACAUUAUCGCAAAUCCUAACUGACAUUAACCGGUUAAUGAGUUGCAUUCAUUCUGCACCAAACGAAACAGACUGACAUGAGCCAGCAUCCUGUAUCAAACCUCACGUUUGUUGUCGUUGUGUGUUUUUAAUUUUAAUUUGUUUGUUUGUUGUUAUAUUUCCAUUGUUAUUAUUGUGAACUGUUUUACUAUGCGUUAUCUGUUAUGUUCUUAUGUAUAUGUGAGUGAUACUCAACCUCGGUGCUACAGUUCUUUACUUGAUUACAUUUCAUUUUAUUAACGUCUUCGUUGUCAAGGGAAUAUGGAGGAAGGCGGACAUUUUGAAAAGGGAAGAUGUCCAUUUUGGAGAAGCCAUCUUGUUUUUAUAUACUGUAUGUACCAUAAUAAUAAUGAUGAACCUGUUUUUUUGUCAGAAGAGAUUAUGAUGUAUAAAAGCCAUUUUAUUCAAAUUUGUGGGGAAAUAAUCAAAUGAUUAACCUAUGUUAAUAAAGAACAGAACACUGGA
Molecule: messenger RNA, 6868 nt
Organism: Esox lucius (northern pike)
Lineage: Eukaryota; Metazoa; Chordata; Actinopteri; Esociformes; Esocidae
Product: collagen alpha-1(XI) chain
Exons: 63
Coding region: 549-5783 (1744 amino acids)
Molecular function (GO): extracellular matrix structural constituent
Source: RefSeq, a predicted model, not a curated record